Molecule: messenger RNA, 2858 nt
Organism: Magallana angulata
Lineage: Eukaryota; Metazoa; Mollusca; Bivalvia; Ostreida; Ostreidae
Exons: 1
Coding region: 208-2223 (671 amino acids)
Source: RefSeq, a predicted model, not a curated record
GAUCAUUCAACAAUAUGCAAACAGCUUUCAACAUGCAUUAAAAACGAAAAACAUCUGGCUGGGUUGACAGCAUCUUAUUCUUUUUAAAAUGAUAAGAUGAUGUACGUCUGAAGUAUUUAACAACAUCAAAGUUAAUAAACUUGAAGACUUAUCCACAUAUGUUAUGAGUUACUGAACUUGGAAUCAGUUGGCAAGUAUAUUCACAAAAUGUCUUAUACUUCCCAAUUAUCGACGGGCAUGUAUGUGGGUCUUUGUCGUUAUAUUGGGACACCGACAGAGAUCACCAUGAGAAGGCAGGUGAUAGACAUUGAAGAGUUGAUAAUCAAUAGACAUUGCGAGGGUAGAGGAUUGUUUAGCGGUAGCUUCAGAGAAGGUUUUCGUUUUAAAUCGUCUGACAAAGACUACAUGCUCUGGAAUAUCAGGAAUAAAGUGAUCACUGACCUAUCUCAGUGCGUUAUCUAUGAUCUUUCCAAACAUUCCAUUUUAUUAGUAGAAGAUAAAGAUACACCUCCAGGGUUCGUCAGACUAGAGCUUAUUUCAUCCCUAUGCGAAUUGCUUAACUUAUCUGCAAUUCGUAGAAAUGAUAUCAGGUACAUAUCAAGUUUAAUGUACAAAAAUAAUCUUUGCAGUUAUAUGCCAAGACGUAACAAAACAGCUUCAAUUCAUGGUCCGUGUUUACAAAAUUGUUAUGAAUAUGAAGAAACUGAUUUUGCUUUCUGUUUCAACUGCAUUCAUUGGCCUCGAAUGACUAAUAAUUGGGUUCAGAGAUGUAUUCGGCAUAACUGGCCUCCAAAAACUGUGUUUGCCGAAAUUCUUAAGAAUGGUUGUCACUUUGUGCCUAUCGGUAGCAAAACUUCAUCAGGUGAAAAUCCAUUAGAAUGGAGGUUGUCAUUCUCACAAGCAGAACAAAAACUUGUGUAUUCCAUGAAUCAUACUCAAUUUCUUUGCUAUGGACUUUUAAAAAUAUUUCUUACGGAGAUUGUAAAUUAUGGCAAAACAGAAUCACUCCUGUGUUCAUAUUUCAUAAAAAGUACGAUAUUCUGGUUAAUACAAGUACGGCAUAUUUCCUGGUACCCAAAUAACUUACUGUAUUGUUUCUGGAAAUGUUUCGAAUUUCUGUUAGAUUGUGUCCAACGAGGAGUGUUUCCAAACUUCUUCAUUCCACAAAACAACAUGUUCGUAAACAAAGUGGUUGGAUUUGCACAGCAAUCUCUCACAGAACAGCUAAUGGGUUAUUACGAAUGUGGUAUGUCUUGUUUGCUCCAAAGCCAGACGCUAAGAGUAAUUAUGGAACAACUUACACAUAUAAACGUUUUUGGGAUACUACCAAUGAUGGGAGACACAAAAAGUGUCGUAGAGAUGGAUAUAUCCAUAAAAAAAGAAGUAUUUAGGAUGUCUCUUCCAUCACUCGAUUUAAAAGGUUGCUUCAUCAAUCUAGAAUCAAUAGUCAGUCUAUCACAGUUAUCACUUUCUGAAUAUCAAAAAUUAACAUUACAGUAUUCUACCGUAGAUGUUCUCAUACGUACAGCAUUUAUAUACCUUAAUGCUUACCCAGAUUGUUCCAAUCAGAAUGAUUAUAAAUUAGACAAAUGUUGCUCUAACAUGCUAAAGCAGGCCGGUACUCUAUGUGAUGAGUCAAAUUUGUUGUUCCUUGCGAUGUAUUAUUACAGAACAUGUAGAUAUCGAGAGGCGCUUAUGAUUGCAGUGACAACUAAAUCAAAACUCAUGCAGCGAAAUAUGAUGUGUUUUAAAGUAGAUAUGGAAAGAUACUAUGAAUCUGUAGUUGGUUUGUCUCUAUCUAACCGAAUGAAAAGAUAUUGGUCGGACAACAUUCGUCUCUACGUUGAUAUUCUUUAUAUUCAAGAACUAACUUUAGAACAGGAAGCCAGCUAUUACAGCAGUUUUAAUGCCUUAUACAUUUCACCUUAUGUUCUGCCAGAAAUGGUUUGUGUGUUAUGUCACCACAGACUAGGCAAUCGGUCCCAGUGUCUGCAGUCACUGAUAGACCUACAGACACUGCUGCUCUAUGACGACGGGAAAUAUGUAGACCUCGAUGCAAGAGACAUCUCGUGGCAGAUACUGGGGAUCUGUCAGCACGUUGUGGGGGACCUCCGUGCUGCGUUACGGUCGUAUCUUCAGUCACUUCGACAAAUACCAUAUCAUGGAAUACAAAAAGCUACUGUGAUCAGAAUAAGACACAUAUUAAAUCAACUGCAAGUAUGAUAAGACUAAAAAAGAAUGCUGGUUUCUGGGCAAUUGUAUACAUCAUUUGACAUCUUUUUAAAACAUGUGAUUAUCCUAGUGGUUUUCUUUAGCUUUGUCAAUUGCAACUUAGAGUUUUGCGUUUGAUUUGAUAUUCACAUGAAUAACGUACCUGCAAGAAGUACAAAAUUCGAAAGUGCCAUAGUUUAGUUAUUAAUUUUAAUAUACAAUAAUAUAGUAUUGUCAAUGCUUAAAAUGUUGGUCAAGUGUUUAUACCGCUGCUACAAUGUACUGAUAAAUUGCUGUGACUGUCGUUAACUGAGAAAGACCUAUAUUUCUGCGAGUUCUAAUUAUUACCGAUAUUUGCUGAGAUUAAAUGUUGGUUUUAUUAAUUUCUGCAAAUAACUAAAAAUAUUUACGAAGCUAAAAAUGAGGUGAGUGAUGUGGCCCAUGGGCCUCUUGUUUGUAAUGCUCAACCAAUCCAAAGCCUGUGCGAUGUUUACUAUGUACUGCGCUUAAGCUUGGCGUAUUUUAUAUUGUUAAAAGUAUGUGAUGUCUGCACAUACUCCACACUCCACCCGCUAUCUCAGGUAAAACCAAAUUGUUUUCUUACAUGUCCACACAGGGGCCAAGCCCGUUUGUAAGAUUUUUAAAGA